AUGAUGCUGGCAAGACCUCUUCUUCCAUCUUUGCAUGGAGGCAGAGGAGAAACAUCAGCUCUGGAACCAGAUCAGGUAGGGAGAAGAAACAUUGCGGGGAAAGAGGCGCCUGCUCGUGACUUUGUAGGAUAUGAAACCCAAGAGCAGUCAAGUACAACAUUCCUAGAAUGAACAUGUUUACACAUGGGGAGGAAUGUUUGUCCAGCCAGCAGGUAAACUUCCUGUUUCCUUCUGGACUGGGACAGACUUCCUCUGCAUGUGACCAGAGGUGGGUGUGGCCUCACGUGCAGGUACCGACAAAAGCACAGGGCAGGGCAGCCAUCUCUCUAUGACUACCUUCAUCGAAGAAACAACGUCUGCUUAGCCAAAGAUGCCCUCUUGCCUUCCAGCCAAGAGAGGACAAAGGGACUGUCUUCUUAUGAGAUAGUUUCCAGGUGCAUGUUACUUCAUUAAGCUAAGUCUGCCUUCUGGGAUCUGAAUGUGAGCAAACUCUUUUUAUACUUUUGUAGAAGACUGUGUCAUGUCUUAUCUUUUAUGAGGGAAUAAGGGAAAAUACCAGAACAGUUAUUAUACAGGCUUUAGCGAGCCUGAGCAAACGGAUCCUCUGCAAAGUUUAAAAAUAAGGGGAAUGUUAACACAAGUUAGAUAAGGAUAUAAUCAGACAAUAUAUCCUUUCCUGCAUCCCUGAACAUUCCCACAGACUUCUGUCAAAAUUGUCCUUAACAAAGGCUGUAAAGGCCACUCCAGAAGGUUAAGUUCAGAGAAUGAUUAACAAUCACCUCACGUUCACUAGCCUUCUGAAUGAUGCUAGUAUUAUCUAUCAGUAGCUUCAGUUUUAUUUACCAAUUUAACAUUUAAUACUAAGAUAGGCUUCUCAACAGCUGACAAACCAUAAAAAAGAGUGGCCAGAAUUCACCCAACGAGUCCCAUCAGUUGCACUAUAGGGCUUUCCCCCUCCUUCCCCUCCCUGUGACCCCCUGCAACCCUGAAGUUGGCUGUAGGGCAUGGUGAAGGUUUCCCCCUCCAGAACAGUAGAGGGGGAGAGGAAAGGGGGGAAUGUUCAGCAGAGAGAAUGAUCUGAAAAACACCAGGUGGAGUUCCACCCAUUUACACAAAGAUGAAUACCCAUCAUUAAAAUACACAAUAAAACAAUUCCAUUAAGAGGUUAAAACGUGCAUCCAUAAUUAUAAUGUACAGCCAAACAAUCCCAUUAAAACCAUACAGCAACAAACAGACACAAAACAGCAGCACAAUGUGUAGAAGAUGAUCUUUCUGCUGUCUGAGAGCAAGACUUUUCUCUUCUUCUUUUAGGGCCUAGUAUGUUUUGAAGAUAUAGCUGUUCAUUUUGCAGACGAGGAGUGGGCGUUGCUGGAUCCUGACCAGAGAGCUCUGCAUAAGGAAGUCAUGGAGGAGAAUUGUGGGAUCAUGAACUCUCUCAGUAAGGCUCCCUGUUGGAUCAUAUCUCUUUCGGAAUUUAAGAUCCCUUGGGAAGAAUCUGGGAGAGGAGGAGACUUAGUUGUGGGAAGGCAGGGCCUUCAGUCCCCACAACUGGCUCAUAGGGGCCAGACCCAGAGGGAAGUAUUGCUGUGCUCACUAGGCCUGACACUUCUGAGCAGCCUGUUGCUUCUCAUAAGGAGUUAACUUCACUUACUCCGUGUGAUUUAUUGCUGCCCCACUCCUGACACUCAGGUUCCCAUACAUAUGUUCAUUAAUGCCUGUCAACAAAAGCAGUGAAGCCUGUUUUAAGGCCUUACUUUUAAUUCCCUUCAGUUCUUCCUGUAUCCCAAGCAUUAAUUAGCAAAGUUCAAUAACCGAAGGCUGCGUUUCUCCUUGAGGCUGUGAUCCAUUUCUUUCUUUGUUGCAGAUGGUGAUGAAUCAGAGAUUAAGAACCAGGGAGACCAUGACCAUGUCUACACCAUAGAGAAGCAAUGUAAAUAUUCUGAGUGUAGAGAGAACUUCAGUCAAAGCUCCCUCCGAAGAAAUCCAUUGGGGAAGAAAUCCUAUCAAUGCCUGGAAUGUGCGAAGAGCUUCAGUUGGAAAGAGAGUCUCACUUCCCAUCAAAGAAUUCAUACAGGGGAGAAACCAUAUCAGUGCUUGGAAUGUGGAAAGAGUUUCACCUGGAAGGAAAGUCUCACUUCCCAUCAAACAAUUCAUACAGGGAAGAAACCAUAUCAGUGCAUGGAAUGUGAAAAGAGUUUCACCUGGAAGAAAAGUCUCACUUCCCAUCAAAUAAUUCAUACAGGGGAGAAACCAUAUCAGUGUAUGGAAUGUGGGAAGAGCUUUACCCAGAAAAAAAGUUUCAAAGCUCAUCAAAGAAUUCAUACAGGGGAGAAACCAUAUCAGUGUUUGGAAUGUGGGAAUAGUUUCAGUUGGAAAGAUAGUCUCACUUCCCAUGAAAGAAUUCAUACAGGGGAGAAACCAUAUAACUGCAAGGAAUGUGGACAGAGCUUCGCCUGGAAGAAAAGUUUAAUAGACCAUCAAUGGAUUCAUACAGGGGAGAAGCCAUAUCAGUGUUUGGAAUGUGGGAAGAGGUUUCAUAAAAGUGCCCAUCUCACGACACAUCAAAGAAUUCAUACAGGGGAGAAGCCAUAUCAGUGCAUGGAAUGUGGGAAGAGUUUCAGUUGGAAAGAUGGUCUCACUUCCCAUGAAAGAAUUCAUACAGUGGAAAAAUCAUAUACGUGUUUAGAAUGUGGGAAGAGUUUCAGUCAGAAAAAGAGUCUCAUGGCCCAUCAAAGAAUUCAUACAGGGGAGAAGCCAUAUCAGUGCAUGAAAUGUGGGAAGAGUUUCAGUCAGAAAAAGGUUCUCACUUCCCAUCAAAGAAUUCAUACAGGGGAGAAACCAUAUCAGUGCUUGGAAUGUGGGAAGAGCUUUACCCAGAAAAAAAGUUUCAAAGCCCAUCAAAGAAUUCAUACAGGGGAGAAACCAUAUCAGUGCUUGGAAUGUGCGAAGAGCUUCAGUCGGAAAGAGAGUCUCACUUCCCACAAAAGAAUUCAUACAGGGGAGAAACCAUAUCAGUGCUUGGAAUGUGGGAAGAGCUUCAAUCGGAAGUUCCAUCUCACAGUCCAUGAAAGAAUCCAUACAGGGGAGAAGCCAUAUCAGUGUAUGGAAUGUGGGAAGAGUUUCAGUCGGAAAAAGGUUCUCACAACACAUCAAAGAAUUCAUACAGGGGAGAAACCAUAUCAGUGCUUGGAAUGUGGGAAGAGCUUCAAUCGGAAGUUCAAUCUCACAGUCCAUGAAAGAAUUCAUACAGGAGAGAAACCAUAUCAAUGCUUGGAAUGUGGACAGAGCUUCGGUCAGAAGACCAGUCUUAUAGGCCAUCAACGAUGGCACAGUGGGGAGAAACCAGACAAUGGCUGUAUAUGA
Molecule: messenger RNA, 3363 nt
Organism: Podarcis lilfordi (Lilford's wall lizard)
Lineage: Eukaryota; Metazoa; Chordata; Lepidosauria; Squamata; Lacertidae
Source: the annotation of a GenBank genome assembly